Amborella trichopoda is the source of this 3620-nucleotide messenger RNA. It is a transcript of the gene SR1, whose product is annotated as signal responsive 1. Gene Ontology annotation, molecular function: protein binding; double-stranded DNA binding; transcription coregulator activity. NCBI's taxonomy places the organism in Eukaryota, Viridiplantae, Streptophyta, Magnoliopsida, Amborellales, Amborellaceae. Gene Ontology annotation, cellular component: nucleus. Gene Ontology annotation, biological process: regulation of transcription by RNA polymerase II. The record is from RefSeq and is a predicted model, not a curated record.
UAAAGGACAUGUCUAUAAGACCAACUUCUGCUGAUGCUCGCAUGCUUUAAUCUUUUUGCCUCACAAAUCAACUGUAUCAGAUCUGUUGGAGCUUAUGGAUGUGCUGUAAUGGCGGAGAGCAGGCAUUAUGCACUUUCCAAUCCAUUAGAUAUCAGUCAAAUUGUAUUGGAAGCUCAGAACCGUUGGCUGCGUCCUGCUGAAGUUUGUGAAAUUCUUCGGAAUUAUCACAAUUUUCAUAUUGCUUCUGAUCCACCAAAUAGGCCACCAAGUGGUUCCCUCUUCCUCUUUGACAGGAAGGUAUUGAGAUAUUUUAGAAAAGAUGGUCACAAUUGGAGAAAGAAGAAAGAUGGAAAAACAGUCAGGGAGGCUCAUGAGAGGCUUAAAGCUGGCAGGAUUGAUGUCUUGCAUUGCUACUAUGCACAUGGAGAAGAAAAUGAAAAUUUUCAAAGACGAAGUUACUGGUUGUUGGAGGAGGAACUCGAGCACAUUGUUCUCGUUCACUAUCGAGAAGUGAAGGGUAAUAAAACAGGUUAUGGGCGUUCAAGAGAUGCAGAGAAAACUUUUCAAGUCACACCGACAAGCAGUCCAGUUCAUUCUGCUUCUCUUAACUCAAAUCCUUCCCAACUACAUUCUCAAACUACUCCUGGCUCAAGCAUGAGCAUUGGACAGUCUGAAUAUGAGGAUGCUGAAUCGGGUAACCCUCAAGUAACUUCCAGAUACAAAUCUCUUCUCGAGUUACAGCAACCGGAAUACAGGUUACAGAGGAAUCAAAAGGAUGCUGAUCUGUUGAAUAGUUAUCUUGAAGUUUUAAGAACAGAUAAUAUAUUUAAGAGCCAUCCCUUAAUUUUUACAAGCAAAGGCAAUCAUCAUGACAACCAGUCAGCUGCACCAGAAAUGUCAUUCGUCUCUCAUGAUCGAAACAACGUUUUGGAAGAGAAAAAUAUUGGUGGUUUUGAAAUGAAUCAACUUGAGCCGAGGAAACAGAUGGACAUGGCAUCUUGGUCAGAUGUCUUAGGACAUGGCACAAUGGGUUCUUCUGAUAAAUCUGUGUAUGUGGGAGGGCUGCCAAAUAAACAGUUCAAUGGCAUCUUUGAGCAACUGUUUGCUGAAGACAUAAGCACCAAGUCAGAAGCCCUUGCUAAACCAUAUGCACAAGAAGAAUGGCAGAUAGCCUCAAGUGAGGAUUCUUCAAAAGCAACAGCAAAUACACGCAUACAUACAGAACAAGGGAGUGAACCAUGUGGAAACUAUCAGCAGUCUAAGUAUCUUUGGAUGAAGCCUCAUAUUGACCAGGAACCAUUUUCUAUACAGUUUGGGAACUUAAAAGAUUCUUGUAUCAUAUUAAAAGAUGGCAGCUUCCCAGAAGUUGGACAUUUUCAAGAAUCAAAAUCCAAUGAGGAUGAAGUUGGUGUUGAAGAAUAUGCUGUUCACAGUCGUUUUCCAGAGCAACCUCUGCUGAAAUCAUUGUCCAAAACUGAAGGAGAAGAAGGCUUAAAGAAGUUGGAUAGUUUUAGCAGGUGGAUGAGUAAUGAAUUUGGAGGAGAGGAUGUAGUUGUUUCAUCUGAGUCUCGUUCAUUUUGGAGUACUCUCGAUAGUACCGAUGUGGUUGAUGAUUCUAGAAUGCCCCAUCAACUGAACUUGGGUACUGAUUCAUUGAGUCCCUCAAUUUCUCAAGAUCAGCUUUUCAGUAUUAUCGAUUUCUCACCAACAUGGGCUUACUCAGGCUUGGAUUGCAAGGUUCUCAUUACUGGGACAUUCUUGAUGAACCAAAAUCAGGUGGAGAAGUGUCAGUGGUCGUGCAUGUUCGGGGAAGUUGAAGUUCCAGCACAGGUGUUAACUGAAAAUGUUCUUCGCUGCCACACUCCAUCACAUGCUUCUGGAAGAGUCCCUUUCUAUGUAACGUGUUCCAACAGGGUGGCCUGUAGUGAAAUUAGAGAAUUUGAGUUUCUUGAUUGCGCUCCUGAAUACAUGGAUACUUUUACAGAUAUUGAUAACACUAGCACAAAUGAGAUGGUUCUUCGUGUACGACUUGCAAGUUUGUUGUCUUUGGGGUCCAGUAUUCCUGUGAAAUCUUUAUCUAGUAAUGUCAGAGAGGAAACUUAUAUAAGUGGCAAAAUUAAUUCCUUACUUAAAGAUAAUGACGAUGAAUGGUUCCAGAUAGAAAAUCUUACUGAUGAUGAGGACUUGUUUCCUGGUAAAGCAAAGGAUCAAUUGGUGCAAAAGCUAUUGAAGGAAAAGUUGCAUGCUUGGCUUCUUGUUAAAGCUGGUGAAGAUGGUAAAGGUCCUAAUGUCUUAGAUACACAAGGGCAAGGAGUGCUUCACUUAACAUCUGCUCUUGGUUACGAUUGGGCAAUAGCCCCCAUAGUUGCUGCGGGUGUUAAUAUCAAUUUCCGCGAUGUAAGUGGUUGGACUGCACUCCACUGGGCAGCAUCUUGUGGCAGAGAGCGAACAGUUGCUGCAAUUAUUGCCCUGGGUGGAGCACCAGGGGCGUUAAGUGAUCCUACUCCAAAGUUUUCUUCUGGGCAAACACCUGCUGAUCUGGCUUCUGUCAAUGGACACAAAGGAAUUGCUGGUUACCUAGCUGAGUCUGCGCUUACCUCCCAUCUCUCCAAACUUACUAUAGAGGAGGCUAUCGAGGAUGGCAAUGAAUUAGCCCUCACUAGUGAAAAUGCACUAGAGCCAACCAAUGAUGAGAUCAUUGAUCAGUUUAAUGAUGGUGACAGUCUUGAUGGACUGUCAUUAAGGAACUCACUAACAGCUGUUCGUAAUGCUGCUCAAGCUGCAGCUCGAAUUCAUGAAGUUUUCAGAGUGCAGUCAUUCCAUAGGAAGAAGCUUAUAGAGUAUGGAGAUGAUAAAUUUGGCAUGUCAGAUGAGCGAGCUCUCUCACUCAUUUCUGUUCAAAAGAUGAGGAAAACAGGGAAUGAUGAGCCUGUACAUGCAGCAGUAAGAAUACAAAGGAAGUUUCGAGGAUGGAAGGGAAGAAAGGAGUUCUUGGUAAUCAGGCAGCGUAUUGUCCAUCUUCAGGCCUUUUUUAGGGGUUAUCAGGUUAGAAAGCACUACAAGAAGAUUAUAUGGUCAGUGGGGAUUGUGGAAAAAGCAAUUCUCAGAUGGAGGCGGAAAGGGAGUGGGCUUCGAGGAUUCAAGCCAGAGGCAUCUAUCGAAGGCCCUAACGCACAAGCUGAGUCCUCCCAAAGUGAUGACUACGACUUUUUAAAAGUGGGCCGUAGGCAAACAGAGGAACGCUUAGAUAAAGCCCUUGCAAGGGUGCAGUCCAUGGUUCAGUACCCUGAAGCAAGAGCUCAAUACAGGCGUCUGAUGAAUGUUGUGAAUGAAUUUCAGGAGUCCAAGGUUGAUUCUGAGAGGCUCUUAAGGCAAGCGGAAGAAAUUGAAUAUGAGCUCAUCGAUUGUGUAACAUUAGAGGAAGAAGAUACUAUCAUGGGUUAGCAUAUUGAACUUAGUACUCUCUCGUACAGUCAUUGGUAUUCUUUCCUUUGAUUUCCCUCUCCCUUUCUAAUCGGGAAAGGUAACUGCUGUAAUAUAUUUAUAUGUGGAAAAAGUGUUGUACAUAAAUAUUUAUAGGGUUUUGAAUAAUAUGUGCUUGGUGAUAGUGAAAACAAAUA